Molecule: messenger RNA, 1711 nt
Organism: Lactuca virosa
Lineage: Eukaryota; Viridiplantae; Streptophyta; Magnoliopsida; Asterales; Asteraceae
Source: the annotation of a GenBank genome assembly
AAGCCAAAAUAAUAUAUUCUUCUCCUCUGCUUCUGCUACACUUCUGGCGUAAAAUUUUGAACAACCUUCCAAAUCGGUCGUCCAUGGCAGCAGCUCUCCUUCAGGGGUUGUAGGAUCCUUGUGUUACAUAAAUGGGUCAAAAGCUUCAUUCUUUAAUGGAAACCAAGAGACUGGUGUACCUUAUAGCAGUGUGCUCAAAAACUCAAAAAUGGAAGCUUCCCACCUAAAGAUUCAUCUCAAAUCCCUCAAAUUGUUAAAAACAUCACUCAUUUUCAUGGAUCUAAUUACACAAAGCCUGUUAGUAUACCUUCAAUUCUUCUUCCACCAUCAACUUCACCAUCUCCACCAACAACAUUGAAUAUUACAACACAAAGUGAUCCUAAAAAAGACAUAGAUGCAUUAAAAUCUUUCCAUGAUUUUGAUAAAUCAUCAUCUGCAAAUGAAGUUCCUCAAGUUAAGGGAAGUAAUGAUCAUGGGAUAAUGGGGGAAGUAGUGACAAUUUCAGAGAUGCGUGAGAUGUUAGGUCAUAAUCGUGCUUCAUUUCGUUCAAUGAAACCAAGAUGGUCUUCAGCAGUUGAUCAAGAAUUAUUGGAUGCAAAAUUUCAGAUCGAGAAUGCUCCAGUCAUUGAAAAUGAUCUCACACUUGAUUCUUCCCUUUAUGUUAAUGUUUCAAGGUUCAAAAGGAGCUAUGAAUUAAUGGAAAAAACACUCAAGGUAUACAUAUACAAGGAGGGAGAAAAGCCUAUAUUUCAUCAACCACAAGCAGUGCUUAAAGGAAUAUAUGCAUCUGAAGGAUGGUUUAUGAAACACAUGAAAGCAAGCAAACAUUUCGUCACUAAAAAACCAAAAGAAGCUCAUCUUUUCUACUUACCUUUUAGCUCAAGAAUGUUGGAAGAAAAAUUAUACGUUGUUGAUUCUCAUACUCACAAAAACUUGAUUCAGUAUUUGAAGAAAUACCUUGAUUUAAUUUCUGGAAGAUACAAUUUCUGGAAUAGAAUUGCUGGAUCUGAUCAUUUCCUUGUUGCAUGUCACGAUUGGGCCCCAUCGGAAACAAAGAAAUACAUGAACAAUUGCAUACGCGCAAUGUGCAAUUCCGAUGUCAAAAACGAAGGAUUCCAAUUAGGAAAAGACGUUGCAUUACCCGAAACAACAAUUCAAUCAUCAAAAAAUCCAUUGAAACAAUUCGGUGGUCAACCACCUUCAAAACGGUCAACCCUCGCCUUUUUCGCCGGCCGAAUGCACGGAAGCCUCCGCCCAAUUCUCCUACACCAUUGGGAAAACAAAGACCCUGAAAUUAAAAUCUUCAAAAAACUCCCAAAAUCCAAAAACAAUAAAAACUAUAUCGAAUACAUGAAAUCUAGCAAGUUUUGUAUAUGUGCAAAAGGGUAUGAAGUCAAUAGUCCAAGGGUAGUGGAGGCUAUUUUCUAUGGGUGUGUUCCCGUGAUUAUUUCGGACAAUUUUGCCCCUCCGUUUUUUGAGGUUUUGAAUUGGGAAUCGUUUGCGGUUUUUUUAAAGGAGAAAGAUGUUCCGAAUUUGAAGAGUAUUCUUGUGUCGAUUUCGGAUUCGAGGUAUUUGGUGAUGCAGGAAAGGGUAAAAUUGGUACAACAACAUUUUUUGUGGCAUGUUAAGCCUGUGAAGUAUGAUAUUUUUCAUAUGAUAUUGCAUUCAAUAUGGUAUAAUAGAGUGUUUAGAGUAAAUCCUAGGUAAUGUC